Molecule: messenger RNA, 567 nt
Organism: Leptosia nina
Lineage: Eukaryota; Metazoa; Arthropoda; Insecta; Lepidoptera; Pieridae
Source: the annotation of a GenBank genome assembly
AUGGCACACAGAAUCGCUCUAAUUUUCUUCUGCGUCGCUUUGACCGGCGCAUUAGGCGCACACAUGGUACGCCGCGAAGCCGAGACCCCACUGCAGGAGCUCCAGAAACACGCUCAGGAAUUUGGCAACACCUUCAGCGAACAACUUACCUCCCUCACUAGCUCUAAGAACGCACAGGAAUUCAACAAAGCCCUGAAGGAGGGCUCUGACUCCGUCCUCAAGCAGCUCUCGGACUUCUCAGCGUCUCUACAGAAAGCUCUCUCUGAAGCAAAUGGAAAGGCAAAGGAGGCGCUCGAAACAACACGCUCCAACAUCGAGAAGACAGUAGAGGACCUGAAGAAGUCUCACCCCGAAGUAGAAGAGCAGGCCAAAGCCCUUAAGGAUAAGCUGCAGAGCGCUGUACAGAACACCUUGGAAGAGAGCAAGAAACUCGCUCAACAAGUGUCAGCGAACGUGGAAGAGACGAACAAGAAGUUGGAGCCUCAGAUCAAGAAGGCGUACGACGACUUCGUCAAGCAGGCUGAACAGGUCCAACAAAAGUUGCACGAAGCAGCUAACAAGCAGUAG